UUUUCAGCAUCCAACUAGCUAUCUCAUCAAUGAGAAGUACAUUGCCAUCGAACCCUUUACUUUGCAUUCGAGCCCACUGACGUCGGAACGCCGCAUGUUCUUGGUUUGCUCAUCUUUGCACUUCUCAUUUUGAUUCCUCCUCUGCAUCACAAAGUAGCCAACAUGGCGAUGAAGGACAUGAAGCCCGAUCUGGAGAAGCUCGAUUCUCACAUCGACUCUCUCGAGGAUGCGCUUAAGCCCCUUAUCGACAGUCUUCCUCAAUUGGCCGACGAGCUUCCGCUACUCGACAAGGCCAAAAUGUUUGCCCUCUCGGCCUAUGCCAUUGAGUCUCUCCUCUUUUCUGCCCUCCGUUUGCAAGGUGUAGACGCCAAGGACCACCACGUCAUGACGGAACUCAAACGCGUGCAGCAGUACUUUGGCAAGAUCAAGAAUGUCGAGGAGACGCCGGCCCAACGGACCCUGACCAUCAACACGGAGGCCGCGACGCGGAUCCUCAAAGCGGAUCUUGGCGAGAAUGACAAGGGACUGAAGAAGAAACUUGAGGAGAAACUGGCUGAGGAGCGCGCCAAGGCCCUGCUCAACAGCAUCCAGAAGCCCAAGAGACCGGCGCCCGAUUCGCCGUCGGCCAGCUCCUCUGGCCCGGAGAAGAGGCAGAGGAGCUCGAGACGGAAGAGCGCGGGUAAGAAGAACAAUUCAUGAAGACCGAGAGGGACGCGGAAUUGAAAACUGAAUGAAGCGCACGACUUGCCUGUUGGUCGGGUUUGAUGAGUGGCAUGAUACCCCGGGCUGUGCAUUGUAUCCGAUGUCCUUGGCCAUCGCUACUCUGGCGAUACGUGGCCCAGUGACUGUGUCUCAGACUUAUGGCAGGUUCAUCGAGGCUCAUCGAGAAGAGCCUAGGCGGAGUUAUGGCUAACCUGGGUGAGGUUAAGAGCCUGGUCUAGCUUGAGCAAAAGAAGCUCACCACAGGACUUGAGCGGGGAGCAGACACCAAAUUCGAAUUGGGAAAACGGAUACCCUCGAGAUAGAUACGUAUAUCACAUAAUGAACCGACAUCAAAGAUAAAAUUCCACGUCC
Messenger RNA from Colletotrichum destructivum, 1074 nucleotides. RefSeq lists its product as uncharacterized. Gene Ontology annotation, cellular component: exosome (RNase complex); nucleolus. Gene Ontology annotation, molecular function: DNA binding; RNA binding. The transcript has 3 exons. The record is from RefSeq and is a predicted model, not a curated record. Gene Ontology annotation, biological process: regulation of gene expression; maturation of 5.8S rRNA. Lineage: Eukaryota; Fungi; Ascomycota; Sordariomycetes; Glomerellales; Glomerellaceae. The coding region runs from base 163 to 699 and encodes 178 amino acids.